AUGGAUAUUCAUGUUCUUCAAAGCCAGCCCGCCCAGAAGGUCGCGUUUAAAGACUCUUCCACGGUUCGUGUGGGUAAUAAACUUGUUCGCAAUAAGCCACCCACCCAGCCCUCUGCUAUGCGACCCAAGCAUUUGGUCCGCGGCGGGUUCCAGCCGCGCCUUCCGACUUCGCUGCCGCCCCCAGGGCAGCAGCAGCAGCCGUCGCCGCUACCACGCCGACAGCCCGUCCCGUUGAUGCCUCCCGCGCAGCUUCCUCCGGGAGCGCCCCAGGUGGUCGCUCCGGCGCCUGCGGUCCCUCUUCAGUCGCCACCGCCUUCGGAGCUGAUGGACGUCGACCCCUCCGCUGGGCCGCCUUCCCAAGCGGUGGCUGUGCAGCCUGUCCUGCAGCCGCUUUCCUUGGGUACCUCCAAGGAGUCUGGCACCGCAGAGCCUUGUCCGGCGCCCACUCAGCAGCCGUCGACGCAGCGUCAGGAGACGCUGCCUCUCUUCGUGGGUCCCGACGCCCCGUCGCGUCCACGUGCUCCGACGCAAGAGUUCCCGACCGUGCAGACACUUCCGAAUCUGAGAGGCCCGCCGCAGAAAGUGAGACGCGGUGUGGCGGCUGACAGGUGCCCGUUGGAGCCCGCCUUACUUUCCGGCUCUGCGGUUGAGGCGGCGGCGGAACAGCGCGCCGAGUUCCUGCGAAUGCCCGCCGCAAACUGCCGGCUCGCGGCCGCCAGCUGCCGCUGA
Schistocerca serialis cubense is the source of this 729-nucleotide messenger RNA. RefSeq lists its product as uncharacterized. The coding region runs from base 1 to 729 and encodes 242 amino acids. The transcript has 3 exons. NCBI's taxonomy places the organism in Eukaryota, Metazoa, Arthropoda, Insecta, Orthoptera, Acrididae. The record is from RefSeq and is a predicted model, not a curated record.